Molecule: messenger RNA, 1416 nt
Organism: Scleropages formosus (Asian bonytongue)
Lineage: Eukaryota; Metazoa; Chordata; Actinopteri; Osteoglossiformes; Osteoglossidae
Gene: star
Product: steroidogenic acute regulatory protein
Exons: 7
Coding region: 91-945 (284 amino acids)
Biological process (GO): regulation of steroid biosynthetic process; intracellular cholesterol transport; steroid biosynthetic process
Cellular component (GO): mitochondrion
Molecular function (GO): cholesterol transfer activity; cholesterol binding
Source: RefSeq, a predicted model, not a curated record
UCCCCCGGAGCGUGCUGUGAAUUCCCGCCACACACACACACACACACACACACAUAUAGACAGAGGAGCGCAGAGAGGGAAGGCGACAAGAUGCUGCCCGCGACGUUCAAGCUGUGCGCUGGGAUCUCCUACGGGCACGUGCGCAGCAUGACAGGACUGAGGAAAACGGCGAUGGUCGCGAUUAACCAUGAAAUGAAGAGACUCUCGGGUCCGGGUCCGAACCGCUGGAUCUCCCAGGUGCGCAGACGGAGCUCCCUGCUCAGCGGCCGGAUAGAGGAGACCCCUUACAGCGAGGCUGAGAUCUCCUACAUGAAGCAAGGGGAGGAAGCCCUGCAGAAGUCCAUCAGCAUCCUCGGUGACCAGAGCGGCUGGAAGAUGGAGACGGAGGCGGAGAACGGGGACAAGGUGCUCAGCAAGAUGCUUCCGGAUAUUGGCAAGGUGUUCAAGCUGGAGGUGGUGCUGGACCAGCGGCCCGAUCAUCUUUACGGAGAGCUGGUUGGCAACAUGGAGAAAAUGGGCGAGUGGAACCCCAGCGUGAAACAAGUGACGAUCCUCCAGAGGGUUGGCCCAGACACCCUGGUCACUCACGAAAUGGCAGCGGAGACGCCUGGCAAUAUAGUGGGCCCCCGGGACUUUGUGAGCGUUCGCUGUGCCAAGCGUCGGGGCUCCACCUGCUUCCUGGCGGGAAUGUCCACGAACCACCCAGACAUGCCGGAGCAGAAGGGUUUCGUCAGGGCGGAGAACGGACCCACCUGCAUUGUCAUGCGGCCAAGUGCUGAGGACCCCAACAAAACCAGAUUUACUUGGCUGCUCAGUAUAGACUUAAAGGGAUGGAUCCCAAAGGCUGUGGUGAACCAAGUCCUCUCCCAGACCCAAGUGGAUUUCGCUCAGCAUCUCAGACAGAGGAUGGCUGCCAGUGACAUGGGGGCAGCCCUGGCCUGCUGAUGCCCCCCUCCCACGACCGUUCCACGAUCUCCACCUCCUCUCCGGAGCGACUCUCUCGUGUACACGGUGGUGCGAGACCGGAGUUUAACUCCGCGGACGCUUCGGUUAACAUCCUGCUUUUUCGGACGAAUCCUGCGUGACUAAACGAUAACGUAUUACUGCACACGUUUCAUGACUUGACCGCUUUGCCAAGGUGUGUGUCCACUGUAGGUGUGUGUGUGCACAUGACAGCUGGUAUCUACGCUUUUCCUCUUCUUCCCAACCCGCUUUUGCGGACCUGUCGUUUUUUUUUCAGAACUUUACUACGGUACUCAUGGACUCGUUGCACUCAUGUACACGACUUUAUGGAACCUGUACUUUGUGUUGGAAAAGUUGCACGAUCUGCUACGCCUUCUAUUUAUUGUGGGCCGACAGCACUGCCAGUCAGUCUGUUGACAGGUCAAAGUCAAUAAAAAUCUUUGUUUCAAGCCA